AUGCUGCGCACCUCCAUCCGGGCGCUACAGAGCGCCGCGGCUUCAUCGUCGCGAUGCUUCUCGACAGCCACCGUCUCGGCGCGCGCCAACCUGAGGCCCGCCGCUGCCCGCCGCCCGCUCGCCAUCGCCGCCCAAAAACGCUUCGAGAGCGCCCUGCAUAACCCGCCCAACUCGAACGACAACUUCCUCUCGGGGAACACGGCGAAUUACAUCGAUGAGAUGUACCUGCAGUGGAAGCAGGACCCCGAGAGCGUCCAUGUUUCGUGGCAGGUCUACUUCAAGAACAUGGAGAGCGGCGAUAUGCCCAUCUCCCAGGCCUUCACGCCCCCACCGUCUCUUGUGCCCGGCAGCGAGGCUGUCGUUGGCCUCGCCGCCGGCGCUGGUGUUGGCAUUGGUGAGGGUUCCGACGUCGACAACCACUUGAAGGUCCAACUGCUCGUGCGCGCAUACCAGGCCCGUGGCCACCACAAGUCCAAGAUCGACCCCCUGGGCAUCCGUAAUGCUUCCAAGGGCUUCGGUAACAUCCGCCCCAAGGAGCUCGAGCUCGACUACUACCAGUUCACCGAGAAGGACCUCGAUACCGAGUACACCCUGGGUCCCGGUAUCCUGCCCCGCUUCAAGCGCGAGGGCCGUGAGAAGAUGACGCUCCGCGAGAUCGUUGAUGCAUGCGAGAAGAUCUACUGCGGCUCGUACGGCGUCGAGUUCAUCCACAUUCCUGACAGGGAAAAGUGCGAUUGGUUGCGCGAGCGCGUUGAGGUACCGCAACCCUUCAAGUACUCCAUCGACGAGAAGCGCCGCAUCCUGGAUCGUCUUAUUUGGAGCUCCAGCUUCGAAUCCUUCCUCUCCACCAAGUACCCCAACGAUAAGCGAUUCGGCCUGGAGGGUUGCGAGACUUUGGUACCCGGUAUGAAGGCGCUCAUUGACCGUAGCGUCGACUAUGGCGUCAAGGACAUCGUCAUUGGCAUGCCGCAUCGUGGUCGCCUUAACGUGCUGAGCAACGUCGUUAGGAAACCCAACGAGUCCAUCUUCAGCGAGUUUGCUGGUACUGCCGGUGCUGAAGACGAAGGUUCCGGUGACGUCAAAUACCACUUGGGCAUGAACUUUGAGCGGCCCACGCCCUCUGGAAAGCGCGUGCAGCUGUCUCUAGUAGCCAACCCGUCACAUCUGGAAGCUGAGGACCCCGUCGUGCUCGGCAAGGUCCGUGCUAUCCAGCACUACAACAACGACGAGGCUACCCACCGCAGCGCCAUGGCCGUCCUCCUCCACGGCGAUGCUGCCUUUGCCGCCCAGGGUGUCGUCUACGAGUGUCUCGGCUUCCAUUCCCUCCCGGCCUUCUCCACCGGCGGCACGAUCCAUUUGGUUGUCAACAACCAGAUCGGCUUCACCACGGAUCCUCGUUACUCCCGCUCGACCCCCUACUGCACGGACAUCGCCAAGGCGAUCGACGCCCCCGUCUUCCACGUUAACGCCGACGACGUCGAGGCUGUCAACUUCGUCUGCCAGUUGGCUGCCGACUGGCGCGCCGAGUUCAAGCAGGAUGUCAUCAUUGACAUGGUCUGUUACCGGAAGCACGGCCACAACGAGACCGACCAGCCGUCUUUCACCCAGCCCCUGAUGUACAAGCGCAUCCAGGAGAAGAACCCGCAACUCCAGAUCUAUGUCGACAAGCUCCUGAAGGAGGGUACUUUCACCAAGGAGGACGUCGAGGAGCACAAGCAGUGGGUCUGGGGUAUGCUGGAAGAGAGCUUCUCCAAAUCCAAGGAUUACCAGCCUACCUCUAAGGAGUGGACCACCAGUGCUUGGAACGGCUUCAAGUCCCCCAAGGAGCUAGCCUCCGAGGUGUUGCCACACAAGCCGACCGGUGUCGACCAGAAGACUCUGGAGCACAUCGCCGAGGUCAUCGGCUCCACGCCCGAGGGCUUCAACGCCCACCGCAACCUGAAGCGCAUUCUCACCAACCGGACCAAGUCCGUGCUUGAAGGCAAAAACAUCGACUGGUCGACCGCUGAGGCGUUGGCGUUUGGCACCCUCGUCACCGAGGGCCGCCACGUCCGCAUCUCGGGACAGGACGUUGAGCGUGGCACUUUCUCGCAGCGCCAUGCCGUCUUCCACGACCAGGAGACCGAGGACACCUACACGCCGCUCCAGCACCUGAGCAAGGACCAGGGCAAGUUUGUCAUUUCUAACUCGUCCCUUAGCGAGUUCGGCGCUCUCGGCUUCGAGUACGGCUACUCCCUGACCGACCCUAACGGUUUUGUCAUGUGGGAAGCUCAGUUUGGUGACUUCGCCAACAAUGCUCAAUGUAUCAUCGAUCAGUUCAUCGCCUCCGGUGAGCAGAAAUGGAUGCAGCGUACCGGCCUCGUCAUGUCCCUCCCCCACGGUUACGACGGCCAGGGUCCCGAACACUCCUCCGGCCGCCUGGAGCGCUUCCUCCAGCUCUGCAACGAGGAUCCCCGUGUUUUCCCCUCGGACGACAAGUUGCAGCGCCAGCACCAAGACUCCAACGUCCAGAUUGCCUACAUGACCACUCCCGCCAAUCUGUUCCACAUUCUCCGCCGCCAGAUGAACCGGCAAUUCCGGAAGCCCCUCAUCCUCUUCUUCUCCAAGUCGCUGCUGCGCCACCCUCUCGCUCGCUCCGAUAUUGAGGAGUUCACGGGCGACUCUCAGUUCCAGUGGAUCAUCGCUGACCCGGCGCACGAGGCUGGCGCCAUCAAGUCGCACGACGAGAUCGACCGUGUCAUCCUCUGCUCGGGCCAGGUGUAUGGUGCCCUUCACAAGUACCGCGGCGACAACAAGGUCGACAACGUCGCCAUUACCCGCAUCGAGCAGCUCCACCCCUUCCCGUGGGAGCAGCUGCGCGAGAACCUUGACAUGUACCCCAAUGCCAAGACCAUCGUCUGGGCCCAGGAGGAGCCCCUGAACGCCGGCGCUUGGAGCUACACGCAGCCGCGUAUCGAGACGCUGCUCAACCAGACGCAGCACCACCACCGUAAGCACGUCAUGUACGCCGGUCGUAACCCUAGCGCGUCGGUGGCUACGGGUCUGAAGGCGUCGCAUACCAAGGAGGAGCAGGAUCUCUUGGAGAUGGCCUUCUCCGUCAAGCAGGACAAGCUCAAGGGCGAGUAA
Molecule: messenger RNA, 3126 nt
Organism: Chaetomium globosum CBS 148.51
Lineage: Eukaryota; Fungi; Ascomycota; Sordariomycetes; Sordariales; Chaetomiaceae
Exons: 2
Coding region: 1-3126 (1041 amino acids)
Biological process (GO): tricarboxylic acid cycle
Cellular component (GO): oxoglutarate dehydrogenase complex; mitochondrion
Molecular function (GO): thiamine pyrophosphate binding; oxoglutarate dehydrogenase (succinyl-transferring) activity
Source: RefSeq, a predicted model, not a curated record